ACACACACACACACACACACCUCAAACACACCCCAAACUACCUAUUAAAAAAAAUAAAAUCUAUCAUCACUAGUUCAUUGAAAUAUAUUAAAAUAUUACAAAACUGAAAUUUCUCACUCAUUUUUAUUAAUUUUCAACAACCCCAUUGUGGUUGAAACGGUUGACAUGUUUAAAUGUAAAAUUUGGACUAAACCGGAUAGUGUGGGCAUGUGUGCACAAGUGGACAAUUUCCUUAUACUAAUUUGACCACAGCAAGCUUCUCUCAACAAUAUUUAUUCAGAAAAUGUGAAAACUCUAAUGUCAAAGUGCACCAUGUAGAAAAAACAGUUUUAUGACAUUUUAUGACAUGUGACUUUAUUACACCACAGCAGGGGUGUCCAAAGUGAGGCCAUUUUUGUCCCGCAGCUUAUUUAUUCUGCAUAUUGUAAAAAUGAAUUCAUUAAUGAGAUAUAUAAUUAGAUAUUACACUCGUGUGCUUUGUCACCUAUAACACAAAUCUAAGAUGUGGACGUUUUCUUCAGAUAGUGUAGUAUACAGUGGUGUGAAAGUGUUUGCCCCCCUCCUGAUUUUUUUUUUUUUUUUGCAUGUUUGUCACUUUUAAAUGUUUCAGAUUAUCAAACAAAUUUAAAUAUUAGCCAAUGACAACACAGCUGAACACAAAAUGCAGUUUUUGACAAAACAGUUUUUAAAUGAAGCGAUUUUUAAACUAAUGUAACCUGCGAUUGACGCCCAGUCCAGGGUGUACCCCGCCUCUCGCCUGAAGUCAGCUGGGAUAGUCUCCAGCAUACCCGCGACCCUAUUGAGCAUAAGCGGCAUAAAAGAUGGAUGGAUGGAUUUUUAAACUAUUAUUAAGGGAGAAAAAUAAUCGAAACCUACAUGGCCCUGUGUGGAAAAAGUGAUCCCCCCCCCGUUAAAACAUAAUUGAGAUUCAGAUCCAUCAGUCUGGAAAAGGUUAUAAAGGCAUUUCUAAAGCUUUGGGACUCCAGCGAACCACAGUGAGAGCCAUUAUCCACAGAUGGCAAAAACAGUGAUGACCCUCCCUAGGAGUGGCCAGCCAACCAAAAUUACCCCAAGAGAGCAGCGACAGUUCAUCCAAGAGGUCAAAAAAGACCCCACAACAAUAUUCAAAGAACUGCAGGCCUCAGUUAAGGUCAGUGUUCAUGACUCCACCAUAAGAAAGACACUGGUCAAAAAACGGCCUGCAUGGCAGAGUUCCAAGACCAAAACCACUAUGGAACAAAUAGAACAUUAAGGCUCAUUUCAAUUUUGCCAGAAAACAUCUUGAUGAUCCCCAAGACCUUUGGGGAAAUACUCUGGUCUGACGAGACAAAUGUUCAACUUUUUGGAAGGUGUGUGUCCCAUUACAUUUGGCGUAAAAGUAACGCUACAUUUCAGAAAAAGAACACGAUACCAACAGUAAAAUAUGGUGGUGGUAGUGUGACGGUCUGGGGAUGUUUUGCUGCUUCAGGACUUGGAAGACUUGCUGUGAUAAAUUAAACCAUGAAUUCUGCUGUUGACCUAAAAAUCCUGAAGGAGAAUGUCUGGCCAUCAGUUUGUGACCUCAGGCUCUAACCAACUUGGGUUCUGCAGCAGGACAAUGAUCCAAAACACACCAGCAAGUCCACCCCUGAAUGGCUGAAGAAAAACAAAAUGAAGACUUUGGAGUGGCCCAGUCAAAGUCCUGACCUGAAUCCUAUUGAGAUGAUGUGGCAUGACCUUAAAAAGGCGCUUCAUGCUGGAAAACCCUCCAAUGUGGCUGAAUUACAACAAUUCUACAAAGAUGAGUGGGCAAAAAUUCCUCCACAGCGCUGUAAGAGACUCAUUACAAGUUAUUGCAAACACUUGAUUGCAGUUGUUGCUGCUAAGGGUGGCCCAACCAGUUAUUAGGUUUUAGGGGGCAAUCACUUUUUCCACACAAGGCCAUGUAGUUUGGAUUUUUUUUCCCUCCCUUAAUAAAGUUUACUUUAACAACUGCAUUUUGUGUUCAGUUGUGUUGUCAUUGACUAAUAUUUAAAUUUAUUUGAUGAGCUCAAACAUUUAAGUGUAACAAACGUGCAAAAAACCCCAACUAAAAAUCAGGGGUAAACACUUUUUCACACCACUGUAUAUUGACCUACAUUGGAUUGGCAUCUUUCAUGUAUCAAAGUGGCCCCCAGAUUCUUGCAUUUUGGAGUUUAGUUGGAAAGGUUUGGACACCCCUGCACAAAAGUGUAACACCGGAAUCUUGUACAAUUUCUGUAACUACACACCCUGUAGAAAUUUCAUGCAAAAAUGUGUCCUCACAUGAACAUCUCUAAAAAUGCCUUUAGAAUUUUAACUAAGUUGCUGCUAUUUGAUAAUUACAACAAACUAGCUCACCUGGAAUUGCUUUUUCUCUUAGGACUUAAUAAAGGAAAGAGAAUAAUGUCACAAAGCAAGACAAAAAUAAAUAAAUGCUGCCACGUUCUUGCGAUUGUCUUUGCUUGCUUGAUGAUGACUUGUUUUCAGUAGGAGGGAGGGGGGUCGAGAUCAGCGGGACAGUAAAGGAAGGUCGCUGGAGUUCAUGAUGAGACUGGGGUCCAAGUUCAAGGUAUCUACAGCAAAACAAGUGAAAUAGAAGCAUUUCUUCUUGUCUGUGUGUGUGUGUGUGUGUGUGUGUGUGUGUGUGUAUAUAUAUAUAUAUAUAUAUAUAUAUAUAUAUAUAUAUAUAUAUACUUAUUUUUUGGUUUGUUUCAAAAAAACAAAAAACUAAAGUGGUAAAUUGACCAUUGCUGAUUUGACAUGACUGUUGCUACAAAGUGUCACAUUUUCAGAAACAUAAUUCUUGUCUAGUUGUAGUUAACUGACAGAGAAAGAUAUCGCAUAGUUAAACCACAUCAAUGAUGAUGGUACAAAAAUUUGAAAGCACCUUGAUCAAAGUUAAUCUUUUUGGAGUUGCAUGCUUCGCCCAUGCCCUCAAUGUCCACGAGAUCGCUGUUGACGUCCGAGUCGUUCAGGGCACUGAGGGUCACGUCUUCUCACACACACACACACACACACACACACACACACACACACACGAUUACUUUUUACCAACACAAUGAGAGACCUGGGGGUGUUGCUCACCUGCAGUUUUCCGCUUCUUUGUGGUGGGCUGGCUGCCCUGCUGGACCGUCGCCGUGACAACGUGAGGUGUGGGCACAGAUACGGUGGCGGCGGGAGUGCCCGGUGUCGCCAUGGUGGCACCAGCGAGGACGAUGGCUUUCUUCACUGCCUUUUGUGGGCUGGUAGAGCAGCUUCGAUGGCUCUCUUCAUACUUCCUCUUCACUGGAUUCUUUGUCUGACUAUUGUUAGGAAGAUGGCAACAAAAAUGACUUGGACACCGUCAAUAAUUAUUGAUAUUUGGUGAGCAUAUAGUAUAGAACAUGUAUGUUCACACUUUAAAUUGACUCCAUCAAAGUAUACAGUACAUCCACAUCUAUAUUUCUUUUCUCUGCUUUGAGUUGUAGUAUACAGUCAUUGUUUUUUUUUAAAGGUAACUUAGUGCUGCAGUUAUGAAUGCAGCAGAAGCCGCUGUCUCACAAGUGAAUUCACUCAACAUUUUCCAACAGGAAAAUGCUUUGACAAGACGUGUGUAACUGCUCAUUUGGGUUGGUCUCAGCCAUUGGGUGAAGCUGCAUGGUGAGCUCUCCAAGUCUGGUGAAAGCAGCACCAGCUGCAGAGAAGAUUUCUCCAACCUGCACACACAAAAUUACUCCAUUGGCGCCAAUGUGCUUUUUUUUUUUUAAAACUGUAAGUGCAUCACUUUGAAUAGACAGAUGGAAGCAUUAUGCAGGUCUAACAUUGUUUUGAUAGGAAUAACUUCAUAAUAACAAAGUGCUACAUUGAAAGCUAAUUAGGAGAGGGAUGAACAGUGUUGUCAUGGAUACCUUCCCUGUACUUAAACGACGAGUUCAUAGAAUGACAAUGAGGACGACUUUAAGUAGUUUAAUAGCAACAACCAAAUGCAAAAUUCCCCAACAAAACACUUAAUUGUACAUAUUAAUUAACUAGUUAAUUAAGGUUAAAUUCAAAUCUAAAUUCAAGUCUACACAGCUGCACGCGCGCUGUGUAGCAGGGGAGCUUGUGCUUCCAGUGACUAGCAUGCUAGGUGAGCAACUUCAAAAAGUUCUUCUGUUCCUUCAAGCUACAUACAUGUGUCUUAAUGACUUACUUUAGUAGAAGCCGAUGUCAUCUUUGCUUGAUCGAGAGAGAACACGGUAUGUGUUCAACGUCGCUUUUUAGGCGGCAGCUAAUAUGCUAACAACAAUGUAGCCAGAUGGCAUUGAGUAGUUCUAUCGGUAGCGAGCUAGCUAACAGCUCGCAGCCUCUUCUGCGCGUUGUGUCGCCAUUAGGAAAAGUCCAGCAUCCGAUCAAAACAUUGCAUCUUCAUUUGUUUAUUUUAAUUUUUGCAUUACAGCAAGAAAUACGCCAAUUGGGUUCUGAAACUGAAUAGAAGCCCAAGACGUGUGCUGCCUCUGCUGCCCCUCGUAAAUGUAACUUACGUGAAACUAUGUUUCACAUAGACAGAUAAACUUGUAUAACUACCAGAGAGAAUGAGUCGACUCUAAACAUGUUUUACACAAAUGUUUCCAGCAAUAUUAAGUACGCCACAGCUCGCUAUGCUUCAAGGGGAGGAGUUUGUUUUUUCCGACAUUACCUGAACGCAACGUAAGCCAUGCUGUAAGUCAAUUGGCUGGAGGCGUUUGGUCACCAGAGCGAUGUUACACAUUUUGGUAUCGAUCAGAUACUACAGGGCCAUUAUCUGUAACGAACUUAAAUAUGCACUUUAUUUACUUAUUGUAAAUGUGUGAAAUUUAUCAUUCAGGAAUUGUUUUGUAUUUGUGCAUUUUAUCUCAACUAAUUUUUUAAUUUUGCUAACUUAUUUACUCAAGUUUUUAUUGCUUUUCUUGGCUUUCACUCAAUCUUUCCCUUAUGCUCCUCCCGGCCUUCCGUAGUUCCCUGCGGUGCUUCCUCUCAGUGCAGCACAAUGUGCUUGGCAUUGAUGAGGGUGAGUUGUGUGAAGAAGCUGUAGACAAAAUGUGGUGUUUUCUGUAAAUAUUUGGACAAUAAUGUAAUGACGCACAUUGUUUAUAUGUCAACACUUGUGAUGUCAAGUAGUUUUAUGUUCCUCUGACCAUUAGUUUGAGCUUCAAAAGCGUAUUUUUAGUUGCACAUUUUGGCGCGAUUUGUGCUGCACUCGGCCACAUUAUGUGCAUUAAGAUGCAACGUGUAACAAUGUUUUGUAUGUGUUGAAGAGUACAGAAGAGAGGACAUUUAUUUUAUUAUUUUGUCUUUCAGGUAUAUGCUUAAGUUCUAUACUCAUGUUACUUUUUUUCCAAUCACUCCUCUCCCCUCCCCACUCAGUUACUUACUUUGGUCACUAGUCGGCAGUGUUUGUAUUUUCCAUGUAAAUUCUUGAAAAGCAAUGUGACGUUAACGUUGUAAAUGUAAUGCCUGUAUUUUGCAUCUAUGAAAAACACACACUGUGCUUGGCAUUGAUGAGGGUGCAGAAGAGAGGACAUUUAUUUCACUCUUUUGUCCUUCAGAAUAAACAUUAAAGCCACCCAAUGAGUGUCCAUCUCUUGGUCCACACACCUCCUACUACACGAGUACAUAUAGAGCUGCUAACGCUCGUCACACUGAUGCUGUGAGAGCCGUUACAUAUCGACAUUUUUAAGCUCUGAAUGAUUUUGUGAUUUAUGCCUUUUAAUUUGAUGAUCACGACAAUACGCAGUAUAAAACAUAGGACAGAGAUAUCGAUGUUAUCACGCUAGUACCGAUAACACAUUGGUAUCGAUAAUUUGAUAUUUGAGUCGAUCCACCCACCUCUGAAGGCCACGUGAUUGAAUGGUGCAAGGAGUACAACAUUGCUUUCUUUUUAUCUCUCCUGUAGUUCAGAAACCAUGUCAUUUUUAUCCGCUUUUCUGUGUGUUAUUUUAAUGUAAACAUGUAAAGACAUUGUAGGAGCUCAAGAUUCAUUAAGACCAAAUUAUUUGUACCUUUCCGUGUGUAAUCACAUGACUCUCAUGUGAGCCGUCAGGUGCAUGUCUUCUGUUGCAGUCCUCAAGCAGAAGUCUAGCAUGCGUGGGUUGAUCUGUGGACCAAAACUGGCCGCUUGCGGGGUCUUGUUGAGUGUGUGGGGGGUCAUCAUGUUGGCCGUACUUGGGAUUUGUUUCAUCACACACUCGGCCGUACUGAUUGAGGAUGUUCCUUUAAGAGAGGAAGACACCCAGGAUACAAACCCUCCACAGAAGAUCUACGAGCUGUACGACAAGGUGGCUGUGAACUGUUUCAUUGCAGCGGCUGUCUACGUUGUGCUUGGUAUCUUCUCCUGCUGUCAGAUGACGCUCAACCGGCAAAAGGCUUACAUGGUGCACUUGUGACAGCUGCUGGAAAGGAGCUGAAAGUUGCAGGAGACUUACAUGUUAUUUCCUUUUAAUGAUUUGGUGUACUUAAAAUGAACAGACAGCUGACCAGAAUUUAAAGUAAAUGUAUAACAACAUAAACUUGUCAAAAGAACAGACUUACUGUAUAAAUGAAAGAAAGAAAUUUGAUGAAAAAAUAUAACAUGAUAACAUCGUGUUUGAAUAAAAGUGCAGAAA
Molecule: messenger RNA, 6602 nt
Organism: Dunckerocampus dactyliophorus (ringed pipefish)
Lineage: Eukaryota; Metazoa; Chordata; Actinopteri; Syngnathiformes; Syngnathidae
Product: ribonuclease kappa-A-like
Exons: 5
Coding region: 6045-6383 (112 amino acids)
Molecular function (GO): RNA endonuclease activity
Source: RefSeq, a predicted model, not a curated record